AAAAUAAGAAUAAUAGUCAACGGUUUCUCAUUUACAGUAGAUAAGAUAGUUGUAUAUGUAGUGGUUUGACAUGUUUAUGGAUUCAUAAAUGGCCUCAUAAGGUGGGUGUAGUCAGGUUUUGUUUUAUCAGGACAUCCCAACUUCUAAAUAUACAUACUAAAACAAUGUUUUAUUAAAAAAGUAAAAAUCCAGAAAAGUUUCUGUGAAUAUCAUGAGAGUUGUCAUCCCAACCCUGAGGUUUGUGACCUAGCAUUAGGGAUCUCUGACUUCUUUGUUGGUACUGUUAUUGCACCUUAUUCUAUUCUAUUCUAUUCUAUUCUAUUCUAUUCUAUUCUAUUCUAUUAAAUCGCCCAAAGCAAGCCAUUUGCUUUAAGAAACAAACAAAAAAAAAAAAAAAACAAAAAAAAAAAACUACAACAAAACACCUUUAAGACUUUAGAUGUUCUUUUAUUUUGUAAUCAAGACUCGCAGAGCUAGUGACUUUUAUUUUGUAAUCACCAGAGGCGUCUAAAUCAAGGACCUCCAUACAGGCAGCUGAUGAUACUGCCGGCUGAUACACUAUUCAUUUAAUAAAUAAAUAAAGUAGUGUUUUGUCGCGGCAUACAGGCUCGAAUGGAACAGAGGAUGUUUGUUUUUAUCAUAAUCAGUUUAAUUUGACGAAUGUCUAUGGUAUCUAAGGGGGAAAUGUGUGGAUUUAUGAGUCAGAGCUUUAAAUGAGGAUCAUGGCGUUUCCGGAGGGAGAAUCGCUCGAAUCUUGGCUCAACAAAGCCACACACCCCACCAACAGGCAGGAGGACUGGGAAUAUAUAAUCGGGUUUUGUGACCAGAUCAAUAAGGAGUUGGAAGGUCCUCAGAUAGCUGUGAGACUCCUUGUUCACAAAAUCCAUUCCCAAGAAUGGGAAGCCCUUCAAGCUCUGACAGUACUGGAGGCGUGUAUGAAGAACUGUGGGCGAAGAUUUCACAAUGAAAUAGCCAGAUAUAGGUUUUUAAACGAGCUGAUUAAAGUGGUUUCACCCAAGUACAUGGGGGACAGUGUUUCCGACAAGGUGAAGAAUAAGAUCAUUGAGAUGCUGUACAGCUGGACGGUGGCGUUUCCCAAUGAGUCCAAGAUAGCAGACGCGUACCAGACGCUCAAGAGACAAGGACUCGUGAUGUCGGACCCAGAACUGACGGUGGACAAAACCCUGAUCCCGUCCCCUCCCGCACGGCCCAAAAACCCUGUGUUUGACAAUGAGGACAUGGGGAAGUUGUUGGCUGAACUUCUGAGGAGCAAAAACCCAGAAGAUCUUCAGGAGGCGAACAGACUGAUCAAAAACAUGGUGAAAGAGGAUGAAGCCCGAGUGCAGAAAAUGACCAAACGCAUCAACACGCUGGAGGAGGUGAACAACAACGUCAAGCUCCUGAGCGAAAUGCUGAGUCACUACGACAGGGACCGAUCGUCAGACGCCGACCGUGAGCUCAUCAAGGAACUGUACGAGCGCUGUGACAAACUCCGACGCACCGCGUUCAAACUGGCCACUGAAGCGGAGGACAACGACUCCAGUUUGGGUGACAUUCUCAAGGCAAACGAUGAUUUAUCCAGAGUAAUCGGCUCUUAUAAACGAAUCGUAGAAGGACAGGCGGACAACGGCGAGGGUGAUGAUCUCCCACCAGCUGCUAGUGAAGGAUGUGAGACCACGGGCACAUUGAUUGAUCUGGCUGGCCUGGAUGAACCUUCCUCUCCCCCGACUGUCCCUCCUCCUUCUCUUCCUCCUCAGGUCCCUUCCACCAAUCCUAUGGCCUCAUCCAUCCCUGUGCUGCCGCCUCCUCCUCGCCGAUUGGCUGGCGGUCAUGGCAGUCAGACAAGCAGUCCCAAUCACAAACCACCUGAGCAGCAAUCCUCCCUCUCAUUACUGGACGAUGAACUCUUGUCUCUCGGCCUGAAUGAUCCGCCCUCUGUGCCAAACAGACCAAAGUUGGAUGAAUUGUCUGGUCAGUGGACGUCCUUACAGGCUCCUGAUCCGGGCCUGGACCUGUUUGGGAGCAUCUCGGCACCGAGCGCCGUCUUUCCGUCAACACACACACCUGCACAGACCUCACAUACCCAGGCUGUCAGUCAGGGGCUGCAGGAUCUCUCCAUGCUGGACUUUGGAGGUGGAAAGAGUGUUUCUGGUCUGAGUGGCAUUGCUGGAGGUACUUUUGGUCUCUCUGGAGGUGUCAUGGGCUCCGCGGCUGGCCCUCUUGCGUCCACUAACCCAUUUGUGAGCGCGGCGGUGCCUGGCUCGCCCGCUGUGGCUCGGGCUCAGGCGGUGACGGGCGGCUCGGCUCCAGGCAGCCCUUUCUUUCAGCCCUUCUCAUCCCCGUCCCACUCACUCCAGAGCAGCCCAGCACGGAGCUCCGAACCCAGCCUGUCCAACCUGUACGUCCCGCUCGAGUCCAUCAGACCCAGUAAAGUCUUACCUGUGACGGUGUACGAUAAGGACGGAGUUCGUGUUCUUAUGCACUUUGCGAUGGACUGUCCGCCGGGUCGACCGGACGUCCUGGUCAUCGUGGUGUCGCUGCUCAACACGGCACCGUUACCCGUGCGGAACAUAUUGCUGCAAGCAGCGGUUCCAAAGUCUAUGAGAGUGAAGCUUCAGCCGCCGUCAGGUACAGAGAUUGCGCCCUUUAACCCCAUCCUGCCCCCCGCGUCCAUCACUCAGGUCAUGCUGCUCGCCAACCCACUGAAGGAGCGUGUGCGUUUACGCUAUAAGCUGACGUAUCUUCUGGGAGAACGUCAGUACUCGGAGGUGGGAGAGCUGGAUCAGUUUCCUCCAGCAGACAGAUGGGGGUCUCUGUAGAUCUCCACGCGCUCGCCGCCGUUUACCUGCUCGAACUCUUACCCCUUCAUUCCCAAGUAUCCUCAUUCAUUUGUGCUGUUUAUUUAUGUUCAAUCAGUGUUUUACUGUAGCCUUGUGAACAGCAUUUGAUGCUUGAUGUUUUACGCGAAAAUUCAAGCUGGAUAUUAAUACAAUAACGCAACGUCAGUGACACACAUGAUGUCCUGAAACGGACGGACACGUUUCAGAGAUUGAUCUUUUGUGUGCUGCCCUCACAGCAGUUUACCAUGGUAAAUCAUAGUUUCCAUCAAAACACCAUAGUAAAACAACAACUGACUGGCACUUUCAACAAAUAGACUACUAAGUUAUUGUAAUAAAAUUAAAUUAAACAUAUUUUUCUUUAAUUUGUUUAAAAUGACUUCCUUUGUGGAAGCUUGUUUUCGUCAGGGAAUAAAAAAAUUUAAAAGAUAAUUGUGACUUAUUCUGAUUUUUCUCAAAAUUGCGAGAUAUAAAUAUUUAAUUUAACUUUGAGCGCCACUUUACAAGGCUCAAUCGAUGAGCAAUGCAUCAUCUGCAUAACGCUGAAGCUUACGUUUCACUUCAAUGGCAUUGAUUCAAUGCAUUGAACAGCACUGACGCCAGUCAUGGGAAAUCCCCUUAAAAAUUAAAAGGAUACUGUAACAAAGAUAUCGCUUUCAUCCUCAGACAACUGACAGCAAACUGAUUUUUUUCACGAAUAUGACUUAACCUGAAGAAGGACAGACGCAG
Ctenopharyngodon idella (grass carp) is the source of this 3566-nucleotide messenger RNA. RefSeq names its product golgi associated, gamma adaptin ear containing, ARF binding protein 3b (gene gga3b). Gene Ontology annotation, cellular component: trans-Golgi network. The record is from RefSeq and is a predicted model, not a curated record. NCBI's taxonomy places the organism in Eukaryota, Metazoa, Chordata, Actinopteri, Cypriniformes, Xenocyprididae. Gene Ontology annotation, molecular function: small GTPase binding; phosphatidylinositol binding; ubiquitin binding. Gene Ontology annotation, biological process: intracellular protein transport; vesicle-mediated transport.